Messenger RNA from Ceratina calcarata, 10813 nucleotides. RefSeq names its product trinucleotide repeat containing adaptor protein gawky (gene gw). Gene Ontology annotation, biological process: miRNA-mediated gene silencing by inhibition of translation; positive regulation of nuclear-transcribed mRNA poly(A) tail shortening. The transcript has 16 exons. Gene Ontology annotation, cellular component: nucleoplasm; P-body. NCBI's taxonomy places the organism in Eukaryota, Metazoa, Arthropoda, Insecta, Hymenoptera, Apidae. The record is from RefSeq and is a predicted model, not a curated record. Gene Ontology annotation, molecular function: RNA binding; protein binding. The coding region runs from base 814 to 7125 and encodes 2103 amino acids.
AGAUUUAUAUAGAUUGUAACGAUAAAUACAUGAAAUUGUACACAUUACGUCUUUGGAAGUAUGCCGCAUUUAAUUUAGAAUACACGUGUUUUUGAUCUGUUUGAAACUCGACAAUUUUCGAAUGAAGAUUUCGGUAUUUGCAAAAUUUUAUUGCUCUUGAUUUGUUCUGUAUUUUUGUACAAUACAUGUGAUGUCUAUUUUCAGCUUUCUUAUAAAUACAUAAAUAUCUAGCAUAUCCAGCAUAUCUAUAAGAUUCUGCAGCGACAUUAGAGACAUAAUUUAAGUACCAGAUACCAUUUAAGACCUCAGAUUUUAAAGCUAAUUUGCCUGGUCUAUGUCGACUGUGGAACCUAAUUCAGGUCCAUGAACGUAAUCCGUUUACCGUUGCGUUCGUUGUGAAACGCAAAGUGCGAAAUGUGUAAGGGUCUCGUUGGUCGUACACGGGUAUGAAUGGGUCCUCGGGGUCUCGGUUCGCGAAUCGGAGCGGGCAGGGGGGUAGCCAGCAGCGGCUCCCAACAACUAACAGCCAUGACGGCACGGUGGCAGCAGCACUGAGCAGCACCGAGGCUGAGGCUCGGCUCUUAGCUCUCGAAAUCUGGGGGAGUAGCGCCGCUCGCGGGAAUAGCCCACCAGCGGAGCGGUACUCGCUCUGCCCGUUUCGUGCGCCAACGAAAUAUCUUCGACUAGACUGAAACUUCUUCGGGCACCGAAUCUAAAAAAUCUCCACUGGCAUGGAGCUAGGAGUACACUGAUAGUGAUAGUCUACAAGAUCUUGGUUUCUAUGCAUUGCCUGCCAAAGAAGAACUGAGCCCAAUGUUUCCACACAAUUCUAGUUCACAUGAGAUUUCUACAGAAACAAAUGCCUUCGUACAAAAUUCCAUGAGGGAUGAAGUAGUAUUAGGAAAAAACAGUCCGGUAGGGGUUGGGGAGGGAAGAGAAUUAGAAAAUGAUAGGUACUGUGAUAUCGAAUCCGCUAACAACAAUAUGAUGGCCAAACCUAUUAGCCAUCUCGAAAAUACCGCCGCCAAUGACUUUUUAACCGUCCUGUCGAACCAAACUGGCAAGUUUGUCUUGACCAGUCGAAGCUCGACCUGCCAGUCAGUGGCGUCGUCAACCACAAAAAACCCAAUAAAAAAUCUUCUAACUUACGAUAAUAAAAAGAAUAAUAAUAGUAAUAAUUACGAUAACAGUAAUAAUAAUCCUAAAUUAAAUGGUCGCUCAAAUCGAGCGGAACGUAAUCAUCGAGACGAUCGAAAAACAGUGAAUACAACAAAAACAAAAACAUCAACAAAAACAACAAAAACGACAACAAGAAAAAGAAAAGAAUCGGGCUCGUCCGGCAACCAGAAAGCUCCGGACAGCUCCGCCAAUAACUCUAAGUCUAUGUCUAAGACAUUAAGUGAUAAUAAGACUAGCUUUAGCAUACUAAACAUUAGGGUACUAAGUAUAAGCGUAAAUCUACGAUUAACAGGAGAUAAGUGUGCAAUCGACGAAGGGGUACCUAGCCUAGUUAGGAUACCCAAGUCUGAUCGCCCCUCGUCAGGCCGCUUUUCUCUCGACUCUCUUGACAAUUACUCCUUAUUAGGAUCCUGCCUUCAUCCAGGCAAAUACAAUAACGUUAAGUCUAAUUAUAAUAUCCUAAGUAAUAAUAACGAUAACUACAAGUCUGUGAUAUUGCUCAGCUCAACCAGUAACCAUUAUGAUUUCCUCCGCGUUCAAAUGGACGGUGGUGCGAUCGCAAUGAGACUAACUUCGACACCUUUCGAUCCAUUCGACUCUUCUUUCGACGAUUCAUCGUUCUCCUCUUCGCGACGACGAAGAACACCGGUUGUUCAGCCAUUCACGAUCUUACUCUCGUUCAACGUUCGACUCUAUAACCGAAUGCCAAAACUCUUCGAGCAUCUUCGAUCAUCGCCCUCCACCGAAGAUCGGAUUCAUCGGGGUAUCGAGACCUUUUCGUCGACGUUGCAAUGGCUACUCUUCGAGAACGAAUCUCUUGGUCCGUUUCUCAUUACUCCGGAAGACUUCGUUUCAUCCGAGCCGUGGAUCAAAUCAGCGAUCAUCGGAUCUACCUUCGUGGGAAUCAACGAAGAAGCUUUUAGUCAUCGGUCGAUCAAGAUCCGCGAAGUGAAACGAGACGAUCGGUCGUCGGCCGAGGAAGAUGGGAAGGAAGAGCAAGAGGAAUCAAGUUCGAUCGGUGAAGGGAAAUACGUGGCCACCAGUUCUUCCAUUACGCUUAUCGUUCCCGGAAACGAGUUAAACGACCAGCCUCUGCGACCUCUCCCAUUGAGCAAAGUGCCGAAACGCGCACAAUCUUCUCCUUUGUGGCUCGACCUGGUCGUAAGCGAGCUGACGCAACGCGCAUGUGUUCCACUCUCGUUAGAUCGUAAGCUUUAUGUGGUUAAACUUAGAGAGACUACUCAUGCUUUCAACGAACAAAUCGCAACCCGAAACGUUGUCAAAACUAUCAACCGUGUCGUUAACCGACUGGAAUGGAUCGAAUCUCGGACCGACGAAGACGAUGACGACGAUCGCUCUGUUGGAGCACUCCGUUCUCGCGGUUCCAUUAAUUAUUAUUGCCAAAAUUUACGCGAGUCAAUAGAGGGAGACGUUUCUAUUAAUUCUUCAACGCGCUCUAGUUCAUUUAAACGAACGAACCCGAAUGAGCAAACUUACCAACAAAAUCGUGAGAUAGAAGCGAACGGAUUCGAUAUCGACCAGAAUAUUUUCGCUACGGAAAGUCUAAUAAAUCCUAAGCAAUUCGUACCAACGGAUACAACCUCUGAAACUGCUCGAUCCGUUGUCAGCGACGGUUCUAACGCUAUAUCAACGAACAUGGAUGCCAUUACGGUAGAUUUAUGCAAAGAACGAACCUCUGUGGCAAAACCCAUCGUUCCAUUCGCUUCGAAGGAUCGACGCUAUUCAACUUUGGAGAUGAACGACUAUGGUCGUGCUCGCCUCAUCGAUUAUGCAAGAAGCCUGAUCGCGGCGACCGUUGGAAUCUCGAAGAACGUGUCGCAAGCUCAUAAGGAUAAUCUGAAGCGCGUGUUGACGCUUUUGUUCGGCACCGACGAUAUCAAUUCUAAGUACAAGAAGAGAUGGGGAAUUCCUGGUAUUUUUCGACUGGCCGGCGGUGGCGAAAGCUCGUUGAACACCGGCGGCUCCACGAAUUGGGGUUCCACCCAGACAAGCACCACCGCCACCAACAACAACAAUAAUCAGUCAGGCUGGGGAGGAAGCUCGGGAAGCUCCGGAAAUAGCGGUGCGCCCGGGAAUUGGUCCGGAAACAGUGUAAACAGAUCCGUUGCUAAUAAUCCAAAUUCGAAUCAGAAUCAAGGACCUCCCGGUGGACAAAACGUGUCAGGCAACGUGAACAAAGUUAACAAUCCGAAUCAGCAAUCGAAUCAACAAUCUGGUCCACCGACGUCCCAGUCGAGCGGUACGAAUCAAGGCGGGCAAAACAACAACCAAUGGUCCCAGGGAAAGUCCAGCAAUCCCGGUGGGCCUGGUCAAAACACUUCUGUCCAAAAUAACAACACUUCGAGUCAGCAGCAGCAGCAGCAGCAGCAGCAGCAACAACAACAACAACAGCAGCAAAAUUCCAGUAGCAAUAAUACUCAACCUAAUAAUCCGACUCAGGGAUCUGUGAACAGUAAUAAUACGCCAGCGAGCAAUAACCCUUCGACGAAACAACAAUUGGAGCAGCUGAACACCGUCAGGGAAGCACUCUUCAGUCAAGAUGGUUGGGGCUGCCAAAACGUAAACCAGGACACAAACUGGGAUGUCCCAACUUCUCCGGAACCUAGCAUGUCCAAGGACGGAGGUGGAGUAUGGAAGACACCGGUGAACAACGGCACCGACCUGUGGGAAGCGAAUCUUCGGAACGGUGGUCAGCCUCCGCCUCAACAGCAAGCGAAAACUCCUUGGGGUCACACGCCGGCGACGAACAUCGGUGGGACUUGGGGUGAGGACGACGAAGCAGCCGACUCGUCGAACAUGUGGACUGCUGCUCCCACAUCUUCUCAGCCGAACUCAACUGCCGGCCAGUGGACAACUGGUACCGGUAAUCAACCCGGUAUGUGGGGAGAAUACCGUGAUGAUACAGGACCGAACUGGGGUGAUCCGCGAAUUGAUCAUCGUGAUCCCCGCGAUCUGCGUUCGGUCGAUCCACGAGAGAUGCGAGAUCCUCGCGAUCACAGAAUGUCGUUGGACCCUCGGGAGCACAUACGCGUGAUGGAUCCGAUGGCCCGGGAUCCCAGAAUGGCAGACAUGCGCGGCGAUCCUCGUGGAAUCUCCGGCAGGCUGAAUGGUGCCAACGCGGAUGCGAUGUGGGGACAGCCACCUGGCCCGCCUCAUCAUCAGAUGGCACACCAACAUCCUUCGGCGCCGCCGACCAAGAUGUUGAACCCUUCGAACAUAAAUCAGUGGACCGCACCGCCGCCGAAGGACAUAAUGCCAGGGAAGCCGACCGGUUGGGAAGAACCUUCGCCACCGACGCAAAGAAGAAAUGUCCCGAAUUACGACGAUGGUACCAGUUUGUGGGGAAAUUCUGUUGCCAAUCAGCGAGCCAUACCAGGCGGUAAAGUGUCUCACUGGAAGGAUCUUCCCACACCAAAUCUAGGAAGGGGAGGAAUGCAGUGCCCUCCGGGUAUGCCACAGAACAGAAUGCCAGGACAGCCUGGAAUGAAACCAGACGUUAGCGGACCAAUGUGGGGACAUCCGGCUCACGGUGGACGAAAUGGCAGUUGGCCAGAAGGACCGCACGACACGGGUUCGUGGGACGAUCCCAAGACGCCCAGUACUUGGAACGAGGCUCAGUUGAAUACUGGCACUUGGGGUGGACCUAGCGCGCACAAACCUAAACCGAUGGGACCCACUGGAAGCUGGGGCGACACCGAUAUGGAUCCUGCUCCUAGCUGGGGUCAUCCCACAAAACCCACCCUCACGAAAGAAGUUAUAUGGAACAGCAGAGAAUUCCGAUACCUCUGCGAUCUGGGUUUCAAAAAAGAGGACGUUGAGUUGGCAUUGAGAAAUCGCGAAAUGAACCGAGAGGAAGCUUUGGAACUCCUGAGUCAGGUACGGCCCUUGGAUCAGUGGAGACGACACGACGCACACUCCACUUACGACCCGACCAAUCAAGCUACAACUGCGCAAGCAUAUCCUCGAUUUAAUCACGUCGCACAGCAAAUGUCUUUCCCUCCGGUACAGGGUGCUGGAGUAUCAAGUGGGAAUGCAACUGGCAGCGUGGGAGGAUCAGUUGCUAGUGCAAGCUUAUUAAAGUUGCAACAGCAACAACAACAGACUACUGUUCCGUUGCAGCAACAGCAAUCUAGCAGCAAUGCGCCGCAACCGCCUUUCAAUCAGGCUUCCAGAGCUCCUCAGAAUCAACCGAGUACUCAACAACUGCGCAUGUUGGUACAACAGAUUCAGCUAGCCGUCCAGGAAGGUUACUUAAACCAUCAAAUUUUAAAUCAGCCACUCGCACCUCAAACUUUGAUACUCUUGAAUCAAUUAUUGCAACAAAUUAAAGUCCUGCAACAGCUUCAUCAACAGCAAUCGGUGCAAAGUACAAUGAAGGGUAAUAGCCAGUCUGUUCUUCAGAUCAGUGUGCAAAUAACAAAAACAAAACAGCAAAUAGUGAACCUCCAAAAUCAAAUCGCUGUGCAACAAGCUACUUACAUGAAACAGCAACAACAGCAACAACAGCAGCAGCAGCAACAACAGCAGCAACAACAUCCUGUACCGCCGUCUCAGAGCUCCGAAUACUAUAAAAACUCUGUACACGAUCCUAUGUCGGCAUUGCAAAAUAGCUUUACAGACCUAACGAUGAACAAGGAACCUCCUGUUAGUCAGCAGCAAUCGAGACUGAAUCAGUGGAAGUUACCUUCGUUGGACAAGGACGGAGAGUUAGUUACGAACGAGUUCUCGAGAGCGCCAGGAACUACCAGUAAGCCAGCAGCUACACCGGCUGGUUUAGCACGGUCACACAGUAGUCCUAACAUGAAUCCUUUGUUGGGUCAAGGAGAUGGUACAUGGUCCACCAGGCUCGGAGAGAGCGGAUGGCCUGAUCCAGGUAACACAGACUCUACUGACGGAAAGGAUUGGCAGCCUACUGGCGCAGCUGCUGGUGCUGCUGCCUUCACCGACCUCGUACCUGAAUUUGAACCUGGCAAGCCAUGGAAGGGUACCCAGAUGAAAAGCAUUGAGGAUGAUCCUAGCAUUACUCCGGGCUCUAUCGUCCGUUCGCCGCUUUCUCUAGCAACGAUCAAAGAUCCAGAUGCAAUUUUCUCUUCGAGCAGCAAGACUUCGCCGCCACCGCAGCAGCCUGCGAAUCCUGAUAUAUCUAUACCAAGCUUGAGCAACUCUACAUGGACAUUCAAUCCACCUGCUACUACUCCAAACGCAUUUACAAGCUCGAAGAAUACUUGGGGCGAAUCGGCGCCUCCGCCGACCGCCGUGACUUCGGAGCUCUGGGGGGCACCGAUGAGCAAAGUACGCGGCCCUCCGCCAGGGUUGAGCAGCAAAGCGACAGGAAACGCGAGCAACGGGUGGGCAGGUUUCGGCACCGUGACCAGAUCCUCCUCGUGGGGCUUUCAAUCGAGCACGAACGCUGCCUGGGUUUCUACCUGGUUACUACUUAAGAAUCUGACGCCUCAAAUCGAUGGUUCUACUUUGAAAACCCUCUGCAUGCAGCACGGUCCCGUUCAAGACUUCCGAUUAUACCUUAAUCAUGGAAUUGCUUUAACCAAAUACUCGUCCAGAGAUGAGGCUAUCAAGGCACAAGGUGCUCUGAACAAUUGCGUCCUGGGCAACACAACAAUAUUCGCUGAAUCGCCGGCGGACACCGAGGUGCACAGCUUGCUGCAGCAGCUGAGCCACGGAGGAGGAGGUCAGCAGCAAGCCGGAGCGACGGCAGGAGCCGGAUGGGGCCUGCGUCCGUCGAACAAGACUGGGCCGCCGUCUGAUACCUGGGGCGGCAACUCGAGCCAACUGUGGGGCGCCCCGCCUAGCAGCAAUUCGCUCUGGAGCAACGCCGGUAUCGACAGCAACGAUCAGCAACGUGCUACGCCUAGUUCUCUGAACUCGUACUUACCCGGAGAUCUUCUGGGAGGUGAGUCGAUGUAGAGUGCCGCGCGGAGGAGCGGUCUCACUCGUACGACGACCAACCCUUCUACUUCACGACACGUCAAUUAUACCGCGUACACACCUAUUCCGCAGACGAUGGACCGGUUCUCGCGCUGAUAUAAAGUUACUUAAAGACCGUUCGCUUCGUUUUCGCCACCAGCGACGAUCCGAUUUCUCUAUUUAUUUCCGUUUUCUAACAUUCCGUUUACACGCCGAAUAUCUGUCUUACCUCGGUGACAGGACGGGGAAGAAUCGGACAAUUAGGGCUAGGGGAGGGUAUCGUAUCUCGAAUUUUUCAACGCCUUCGAUGUGCGCCGUGGUUUAUCGUGGUGGCCCUCGCCGUUUCGAAUUCAAAUUAGUAUUCUCUUUACGAUACCUGUGACAUUGCUUACGUUGCAACCUUUGGUAUUUUGCUAUUUUAGGGUAAUGUAAUACCUGUUCGUUUCACCUGGUUAUAUAUCUACAUCAUGUAUAUUGCGAAGUUACGAUGCGCGUAUGUUUGUACAUAGUGCGCACCAGCUACCGAUAGACACGUCCUAUCUUCUAUAUUCUACGAUAACGUUUCGAUCGCUGAAUUAGUAUUCUUCCUGUUCGGGUCGCGUUAUCAACUCAGCAUACACCAUAUUUCCACCUGAUAUUCUAUUUACGCAGAAAUAUGUAUUAUUAGCAUGUUCCAAUGUUUAAGUUGAUGUAUGCUAGACUACUUAGAAUAUCCACCGAUGUUUUAAUAUCUCGAAUUAUCACCUAGCGCCUAUCGCGGGGUCUGACAAAUCUUCGCGUAGUAUUCAAAUACGUUUUCAAUACUACCGGAAUAAUUUCCAUUUCAUUCUACCGAACUUGAUUCGAAUCCUGAAUCGUGAACCGCUCUUAUCGCGCUAGUGUAAUUUGUACUGAAAUUGAAACAUCGAUGCGCAAGUUCAUUUCGCGAAAGUAGAAAUUCCGAAUCAUUUUACUUAUAUAUAUUACGAAUUUGAGCACAAACGGUAGAAAGGUGAGAUGAUGAAAUUUAAAUUAAAUUAAACUAAACUAAACUAAAUUAAAUUAAAUUAAAUUAAAUUAAAAGGGUACGUGCAUAUAUAACCGCAGCCAUUAGUUUCGAUGAGAUGAGAACGAUAUACGUUGGCUGCUUCUAGAAUUUCUAGAGAGAACGUCGCCACGCUGUCGACAGUUUAAGAUCGCGCGUGCAAGAAAGUAUAAAAGUAUGAUCAAUGGUCUCUCGAGUGUUCCACUCAAUUUGCUCUGAACAGUUUCCUUCAAUCGAGACUGCGAUGCGUAUCAAACGUAGACUGUACCAAUCUAAUCAAAACGAAACAAACAAGAAAAAUGAAAAAAUGCGGAAAGAAUGAAUAGGGUAUGAAUGAAAGGGUAAAUGAUACGAGGAGAAGAGAGGCGGAAUGUUACCUCUUAAAAAGGAAAAAAAUGACAAAAAAACACAAAAAAAAAACAAAAACCUAUAAGCAAGGAUCUGCAUUAACGCUUUGGGCUAUACACGUAUACCUCUUCCAUUGACAACGGUGAUAUUGAAUCGAAUUUUUAGUCAAUAUUCUAUAAUAAUUUACACGCGCGGCAGUGACAAAAAUAAAAGCUUUGGUUGUCGUUGAUAUAAAGUUAGCGUUAGUAAAAUUAGAUGAUGUGACGAUAUAUAAUUAUAAUUUUUAAUUGCGCGUUGUUGUUCCGAUUAGAAGGUUGAGAUCGGGCGGACGAAGUUGUCGCGGAUAAACAAAUUAUCAUUGACGGGUGAAAAUUAUACAAUGUUCGAAAUGACGAUGGUAACGAUUAUUCGUCGCGAUGAUGAUCGUUACUGUUACCGCUGCCACGUAUUUUAUAUACUCUGAUUUAUCUUCUCGCGGUACCGCGGCGGGAGAUCGUUGUGUUUUUCGUGUUUCGCUAAAAAUCGAUUCUCUAUCGUAGAACGCCCAGAAAGUUUGGAAGCGAUGAUAAAUCAGGAUCCGAGUUGUUGCGACGACAACAAAAACGAUACCAAAUGUUAUCGCAAUAACGUAAAUUUUAUUCUAUAUUAAAUCUAAAUGCCACCCGUCGUGCCAAUGCCCAGCGUGUCUCUUUACCAUUUAUUAAUUAUAGAGUUAGAACGGAAUACGAUAUAAUUCGAUGUUUUUUAUCUAGCUAUCUUUGUCUGUCUGUUGUCUGGCUAUCUGUGCGUGGCUUCAUCUCUCUCUCUCUCUAUCUCUAUCUUUCUCUCUAUCACUGUCUGUCUGCCUACCUACUUACCUGUCGCUCGGUUACUCUCUGCAAUUUAAAUCAUACGAGAAAGAAAGCGCGUAGACCGCUUCCCAUUGGUUAACAUCGAGAUCCAUAGAAAUUUUCAACAGAAGUUGCCUCUUUGGAAAAUAAUUUCAAGCUCUUCGAUCGCACAGUGACGUAAUCUGUUCUUCAGACGAAAAUCUUAUAGCAAGAUAAUAGAAUAGAUUGGAUAAAGUAAAUAAAAUAAAAUUGCUUCGAAUUAAAAUAACGUUGGUCUAUAAUAAAAGACACAGCAAGGACUCGUUAAUUGCGUGUAUGCUCAAGUUGCGUACUUAUUAUACUUUUUGAAGAUGUCUUUUAACGUACUCAAUUAAUUCUCUUAUAUUAGAUAUGAAAUGUUAAAUAUAUUCGUUUACUAUUAUCAGCAGAUUUUAACAAAUCUGUAUUUAUUAGGCGAGGAGCCUGUAACGAUGCCGAAUGAAAAUGAAAUAUGUACAUAACGUAAAUAUGUUAACAUAAGAUGUUAACGCCUCGAUCCUAGUAAAUGAAAGCUUUAUUUGUUUUAUUCGAGGUAAUUCGUAUACUUGUUGUAUUUAUUUAUGUAUUCCAUUUUUUUUCCGAAAGGGAAAUAAGUUGAUCGAUUUGAAAAGCUUGUAGCUAUAUACUGUUACCUACUUUCAAGUGUAUCCGGCAAUAUUUAAUCAUAAAUAGACGUUAGUUCCUUAUAGACGUAGUUCUGCGACAAAGAUUUCAUACGUUUCUCGAGAUGACACCGGAGUUUGAAGCUCGAAAACGCGAAAGUCGCCGCGAUUUUAAUCAAACUAUUUCCUUACCAGUAACGAGUCUGCCCUGUUUGCGUUGUUACUAGACCUAUCGUUAAGUUAAGAUUAGAGUAUCGAAGGAUAUUGUCCGCUCGUGGCGAUUUUUUCAAAUAUUCUCUUAAUCUCUCUGCCAAAGUUUGGAGAGUUUAUUCUUUUAUACUUCUUGUUGAUUUUUAGAUUGAAUAGUACAAGUCUGUGCGACGACGUCGUGUCAAAAAUAAAACAACGAACGAUCGUUUCUUAUGAAAUAUUAUAGUAUUUUAAAAAUUGAAAUAAUUUUUAUACGCUUUGUUUAAACCUGCGUCGAACAAAUGAGUGAAGUUGAUUCGCGAACGGUUCUUCAACUCGGGCUAAGAUUUACAUGACUUUUUCAAAUUUUUCUUUUAUCCUUUCAUUUAUUUUUGUAGUAUUUUUUUCCAGCGUAAUCAAAUAUAAAAAUAUCGAAUUGUUUUGAAUCAAUUAUAAUAAUAAUUUUAUUAUUUUGUAAAUAUAUUUAUGUUUAGCUUGUAAUAAACACCGGUUUUAAUUUGCAUUAGACGAUUCGAGGUACGAAGACAAAAAUUAAACGCCGAGAUUUAGUGUGGUUGUUAGAUUGGUAUAAUAAGUAAAUACAUUUAUAAUUGUUGCUAUGGUGAACAGUGUUAUUUUAGUUUUUAUACAGCAAC